Molecule: messenger RNA, 2629 nt
Organism: Cherax quadricarinatus
Lineage: Eukaryota; Metazoa; Arthropoda; Malacostraca; Decapoda; Parastacidae
Source: RefSeq, a predicted model, not a curated record
GCAUCCCGAAUAGCGGCUCUCAGAGCUCUUGAUCCGCUUCCUUUCUCUGCUUUUCUGACAGACUCAUAUGGGCGACAACAUUCCUACCUUAGAAUAUCUCUUACAGAAAAGUGCAAUCUCAGAUGCCAGUACUGUAUGCCAGAAGAGGGAGUGAGUUUAACACCUAAAGAAAGGCUUUUGUCCUCAGAAGAAAUUAUAAGAGUGGCAAAGUUGUUUAUAUCAGAAGGUACAGACAAGAUCAGGUUGACCGGAGGUGAACCCAUGGUCAGAAAGGACUUGACACACAUUGUUGAGUCUUUGUCUCACCUUGGGGUCAAGCAGUUGGGUAUGACCACCAAUGGAUUGUUAUUGAAAAGGCAUUUGCCUGAACUGCAGAGAGCUGGACUCACGCACUUGAAUGUCUCCCUUGACACACUCAUCCCACAGAAGUUUGAACUUAUCACACGACGUCGUGGUUGGGAGAGAGUGAUGGAUGGUAUUGAAGUAGCCCUAAACUUAGGAUACUCUCCUGUAAAGAUUAAUUGUGUUGUAAUGCGUGGGAAAAAUGAGGACGAGCUAGCUGACUUUGUAGAACUGACUCGGCAUAAAGAUAUCGAUGUACGCUUUAUAGAGUACAUGCCCUUUGAUGGAAACAAAUGGGUGGACAGGAAGAUGGUGAGCUACUCGGAAAUGCUGGAGAACAUCACUCAGAUGUACCCUGACCUUAUGAAGGUGUCUGACAAGACAAACGACACCUCCAAGGCAUACAAAGUCCCCGACUUUGCUGGGCAAAUUGGUUUUAUUACCUCUAUGUCUCAAAACUUUUGUGGUACCUGCAACAGACUAAGGAUAACAGCUGAUGGCAAUCUUAAAGUCUGCCUCUUUGGUGCUGCUGAAGUUUCAUUAAGGGAUGCUAUUCGUAAUGGAUGCACAGAUGAUGAAUUGCUAGAAGUUGUUGGUGCAGCUGUUGGCAGGAAGAAAAGACAACAUGCAGGAAUGAAAAAUCUGGCAAAGCUGAAGAACCGACCGAUGAUUCUAAUUGGUAAGGGACUGAACUCGAGUGCUGUACAUUUGUCUUCAAUCAUCUCAAAUAUGGCUUCAUCAAGAGUUCACCAACAUUUCAUUCACACAACUGUACAAUCCCUGAAAGCAGAUUUAAUCUCAAAAUUAACAUCAUAUGAUAAAAAAAAAUUCACCCACGUGAAAUGCUGUGGAUGUGUUAAAAUAAGUAACUUCUCAAGUCAAAUUGCUCGACAAAUGUCCAGCAUGGAAGAUCACAAUAACAUUUUUUGGAAGAACUUUGGUGAACAUGCACAGAGGGAAAGUUGUGAAGGCAUAGAACAGAAUAAAGAGGUGGUGUUACAAGAAAACAAUUCUGAUAUCUCGCAUACACAAGUAAAUGCUAAUAGACCUUCAGGCAAAAGCCUUUCUAGUGAGGAUAAUAAUGAUGAUUCAUCCUAUACAUUGAGUCAUGUAAAUUCAGCAGGUGAAGCUCGCAUGGUGGAUAUAAGUGGAAAAAGGAGGAGCAUUCGUCAAGCUGUGGCUAGAGCAGAAGUCUCUCUAGGCAGUCAAGCUUUUGCUUUGUUGAAGGAAAAUAAAAUGAAAAAAGGAGAUGUGCUUGGAGUGGCACGAGUGGCUGGCAUAAUGGCAGCAAAGAGAACAUGGGAGCUGAUACCAAUGUGCCAUCCUAUUUUACUUGAUCAUGUAGAUAUAUCAUUAAAAUUGCAAGAAAACAUAGAAAAUGGUCAAGAAUGUCACCUUGUUAUAAUUAAUGCUAAAGCUGUUACUGCUGGGAGCACAGGAGUGGAGAUGGAAGCUUUAACUGCAGUGACCGUGGCAGCAUUAACAGUGUAUGAUAUGUGUAAGGCUGUAACACAUGAUAUUACAAUAUCAAACAUUUGCUUACUCUCAAAAUCAGGUGGCAAGAGAGAUUUUACAAGGUUGUCCUGAAUAGGAAGUUUGUACAUUAGUGUGUGUGUGCAUAUACAUAUAUAUAUACUGUAUAUAUAAUUUAUAUAUUCUUCUUUCAACAAACCAAUCGUAUCCCACCAAGGCAGGGUGGCCCAAAAGGAAAAACGAAAGUUUCUCCUUUUAAAUUUAGUAAUACAGUAUAUACAGGAGAAGGGGUUACUAGCCCCUUGCUCCCAUAAUUUAUAUAUAUAUAUAUAUAUAUUUCUUUCUUUCAACACACCGGCCGUAUCCCACCGAGGCGGGGUGGCCCAAAAGGAAAAACGAAAGUUUCUCCUUUUACAUUUAGUAAUAUAUACAGGAGAAGGGGUUACUAGCCCCUUGCUCCCAGCAUUUUAGUCGCCUCUUACAACACGCAUGGCUUACGGAGGAAGAAUUCUGUUCCACUUCCCCAUGGAGAUAAGAGGAAAUAAACAAGAGCAAGAACUAGAAAGAGAAUAGAAGAAAACCCAGAGGGGUGUGUAUAUAUAUGCUUGUACAUGUAUGUACAGUGUGACCUAAGUGUAAGUAGAAGUAGCAAGACAUACCUGAAAUCUUGCAUGUUUAUGAGACAGACAAAAGACACCAGCAAUCCUACCAUCAUGUAAAAGAAUUACAGGCUUUCGUUUUACACUCACUUGGCAGGACUGUAGUACAUACCUCCCUGGGCAGUUGCUGUCUACCAACCUACUACCUAGGAUAU